CGUCACCGGCUACGGAGUCCCUACGCUACCAACUUCCGCAUUGACCCACCCCAUCGCGAGACUUUGGCGGCGCAGCAAUGGCAAGACCGUGAGUACCGCUGACGGGAUCUAUAGAACGAGUUAGGACGGGGCUGGGUCGGGGUCGGGCCGCGGGGGAGCCGACAGGUUCAGGCCCUCUGGAGGGAGUGGCGGCUGGGGCGUGAGGCAGUCCUCCCCCGCCCGCCGCCCGCCGCCCGCCGCCCGCCGCCCAGUUCCCGCCCCUUCCCCAGAUGCCGCGACACUGCUCCGCCGCCGGCUGCUGCACACGGGACACGCGUGAGACUCGCAACCGCGGCAUCUCCUUCCACAGACUUCCUAAGAAAGACAACCCCAGGCGCGGCUUGUGGCUGGCCAACUGUCAGCGGCUGGACCCCAGCGGCCAGGGCCUGUGGGAUCCGGCCUCUGAGUACAUCUACUUCUGCUCCAAACACUUCGAGGAAAACUGCUUUGAGCUGGUGGGAAUCAGCUGCUCUGAAGGUCAAGGACCCACAGCUCCAUUUUCUCCACCUCCUACCGAUAUCAUCUGCUUCCCUGUGGAAGAAGCCUCAGCGCCUGCCACUCUGCCUGUAUCCCCAGCUGUGAGGCUGGAACCUGGCCUUAACAGCCCCUUCUCAGAUCUUCUGGGCCCUCUAGGUGCCCAAGCAGACGAAGCAGGCUGUAGUGCCCAGCCUUCGCCAGAGCGGCACCCCUCCCCUCUUGAACCACGGCCUAUCUCCCCAUCUGCAUACAUGGUACGGCUGCCACCGCCUGCUGGAGCCUACAUCCAGAAUGAGCACAGCUACCAAGUGGGGAGUGCCUUGCUCUGGAAGAGGAGAGCUGAAGCGGCUCUUGAUGCUCUGGACAAGGCCCAGCGCCAGCUGCAGGCCUGCAAACGUCGGGAGCAGCGGCUUAGGCUUCGACUGACCAAGCUGCAGCAAGAACGGGCGCGAGAGAAGCGGGCACAGGCAGAUGCCCGCCAAACCCUUAAGGACCAUGUCCAGGACUUUGCUAUGCAGCUGAGCAACAGCAUGGCCUGAGGACACAACUAGGCUCUGGCCACUCUUCCUCAGACUGCAUCCGCCACGCUGGACAGAAGGCAUAAUAAAGUGGAUGCUAGAAAGAGAC
Messenger RNA from Onychomys torridus (southern grasshopper mouse), 1143 nucleotides. It is a transcript of the gene Thap7, whose product is annotated as THAP domain containing 7. The record is from RefSeq and is a predicted model, not a curated record. Gene Ontology annotation, biological process: regulation of DNA-templated transcription. Bases 270 to 1055 code for a protein of 261 amino acids. The transcript is spliced from 3 exons. Lineage: Eukaryota; Metazoa; Chordata; Mammalia; Rodentia; Cricetidae. Gene Ontology annotation, cellular component: nucleus.